AUGGAGACAACAUAUCAGAAACUAACACAAACUAAACCGUUUAUUACUUACUACGUUUCGAAACAAAUACAGGUAACAUUAAAAACACAAGGUAUAUGGAUAUUCUACUUCUAUGUUUAUUACUUACUACGUUUCGAAACAAAUACAGGUAUUUUAUUCACAAUGCGUUUACAUUUUCUUGUUGCUGUGUUGGUUGUACUUGUUUUGAUUGAUGUUGGAGAGGGAUACUAUCGUAGAUACUAUCGAUAUCAAGGGGGUCGUAGUUACUAUCGAUAUCAAGGGGCAGAUAGAGACAAUCAAUAUGAAGAGGAACGUAGAUACUAUCGAUAUCAAGAAGCAGAUAGAGACAUUCUUCGUGAGAUAACUAUCAUUAAAUGUUUGAAAUGGUCCAUAGUGAAAUAUAUCGUUAUACAAUUCAGCUGCCCAAAACCUGAUCCCUGUGCCAUGAUAGACUGUAAUUAUAAGGGGAAAUGUGUUGAUGGAAAAUGUCAAUGUAAUACUGGGUUUCAUGGACAGUUCUGUUCAGAGCCUAUACCGGAUUGUCAAAAUGGUGGAAACUUGGUGGUAGAAAAUGGUAAAUUAAAAUGUAACUGUCCAUUACGAACAUUUGGUGAAGAUUGCAGUCUAGGGGUCUGUGAUAUUGAAGGUGAAAGCCCAUGUUUAAAUGGUGGCACUUGUGUUUCGGCAGUUAACAUUGCUGAUACUCCCAGCUGUACAUGUCCACCUGGCACAAUUCAACCAGUUUGUGAAUUGAAAGAUUGUGGAGCAGAAUACACUUGUAAUGAAGGACAUGAAGUAGCCAGUGGCGAUUUCAGUAUUAAAUGUCUAGUAUCAGGCCAGUGGGAUGUUGCUAAUAUUCUAGUUUGUCAAGCGAAAGAUUGUGGAGCUGUUCCACCAGGUAAUUUUUCUACAGGAACUGCAGCAAGUGGUACAACAUUCCCAAACAAAGCAGACUACACUUGUAAUGAAGGACAUGAAGUAGCAGGUGGUGAUUUCAGUAUUAAAUGUCUAGCAUCAGGCCAGUGGGAUGUUGCUAAUAUAUUAGUUUGUCAAGCGACAAAUUGUGGAGCUGUUCCACCGGGUAAUUUUUCUACAGGAACUGCAGCAAGUGGUACAACAUACCCAAACAAAGCAGACUAUACUUGUAAUGAAGGACAUGAAGUAGCAAGUGGUGAUAUCAGUAUUAAAUGUCUUGCGACAGGCCAGUGGGAUGUUGCUAAUAUACUAGUUUGUCAAGCUAAAGAUUGUGGAGCUGUUCCACCAGGUAAUUUUUCUACAGGAACUGCAGCAAGUGGUACAACAUACCCAAACAAAGCAGAGUACACUUGUGAUGAAGGACAUGAAGAAGCAAGUGGUGAUAUCAGUAUUAAAUGUCUAGCAUCAGGCCAGUGGGAUGUUGCUAAUAUACUAGUUUGUAAUCAAGUGAAAGAUUGUGAAGCUGUUCCACCAGGUAAUUUUUCUACAGGAACUGCGGCAAGUGGUACAACAUACCCAAACAAAGCAGACUAUACUUGUAAUGAAGGACAUGAAGUAGCAAGUGGUGAUUUCAGUAUUAAAUGUCUAGCAUCAGGCCAGUGGAAUGUUGUUAAUAUACUAGUUUGUCGCGCUAAAGAUUGUGGAGCUGUUCCACCAGGUAAUUUUUCUACAGGAACUGCAGCAAGUGGUACAACAUACCCAAACGAAGCAGACUACACUUGUGAUGAAGGACAUGAAGUAGCAAGUGGUGAUUUCAGUAUUAAAUGUCUAGAAUCAGGCCAGUGGGAUGUUGCUAAUAUUCUAGUUUGUCAAGCGAAAGAUUGUGGAGAUCUUCCGCCAGGUACUUUAUCCACGGGGAGAGUUAAUGGUGGAAGCACAUUUCCCAACACUGCCAACUACACUUGUGAUGAGGGCCAUGAACGUGAAAGUGGUAAAACUGAGAUCUCGUGUCUGGCAUCAGGACAAUGGGAAACUGAUGUACUAGUCUGUAAACCGAAAUAUUGUGGAAGUAUUCCAAAUGGUUUUUAUUCAUACGGAAACGCACCUGAUAAUACAUUCCCAAAUAAAGCAGAAUUCAAAUGUAUGGGCGGAUUUGUACGUGUAAGUGGUAAAACUGAGAUCUCGUGUCUGGCAUCAGGAAAAUGGGAAACCGAUGUACUAGUCUGUAAAGGUAACCUUUUACAACCUUAUUAUGAAUAA
Molecule: messenger RNA, 2175 nt
Organism: Lottia gigantea (owl limpet)
Lineage: Eukaryota; Metazoa; Mollusca; Gastropoda; Lottiidae
Exons: 15
Coding region: 1-2175 (724 amino acids)
Source: RefSeq, a predicted model, not a curated record